AUGGCUCCCGCGCAGCACGCGCCCGCGCCCGCGAAGAAGGGCAAGGGGAAGAAAGCGACCGAUCCUUCGGAGCAACAGAAGCAGAUACAGGCAAAGAUUGCGCAACUGGAGCAGGAUGCUGCUGGGGACAAGGAGCAGGAGCUCGAAAUCGGUGGGUUUGACCCCUUGGAUCUGUGGAGGCGCCAAAGGUGGCAUGCUCUGACUUUGGCCAAUACAGAGCGCGAGGUAAAAAAGGCGAAUCGGGAGCUCUCUUCGCUCCUCAACAAUAUGGACGGGCCCCUCACUCGACUGGAAGUGGUCCAGAAGCGGUACACCGAGCUCCUCGCAGAUAUGAAACGCACCGAACGCGAGCAUCAGAAGGCAAAGAAGCGCGGCGACCAGCUCCAGAAAGAGAAGGAUGCGCAAAGAUCAGAGCUGAAUAAGGUCACUACAAUGAAGGAUAAACUGGACAAGCUCUCCCGGGACUUCGCCAAGGAAAACAAAAAGCUGAAGGACGAACUCAACAAGCUUGAGACAAGCGAAUCCGCAGCCAGGGAGGAGCUCCACCACCGCCUCGACAGAAUGGUCGCGGACGUCGACAAAUGCAUUACUGUCCAGAACCAGCCGGAACCACAGAAUCAGGCCGAAGUCGAGUUAGACGAGCUGUUCCGUCAAAAGUUCAAAUCAUUUAUCGACCAAUACGAGCUGCGCGAGCUGCAGUUCCACUCCCUGCUCCGGACCAAGGAACUUGAAAUACAGUACCAGAUGGCCCGACUCGAACAACAGCGCAAACAGCAAGAGGCGGAAUCAUCCAAGUCUCACCAACUGACGAGACAAGUGUCUACCUUUUCGCAAACAGAAACAGAGCUCCGCACGCAGCUGAACAUCUACGUCGAGAAGUUCAAGCAGGUUGAAGAGACGUUAAACAAUUCCAACGAUCUGUUCCUCACGUUCCGCAAGGAAAUGGAGGAGAUGUCUAAGAAGACUAAGCGCCUUGAGAAGGAGAACCAGAACCUUCAGAGGAACAAGGAAGUCACCAACCGCAACAUCGCCGAAAUGGUCGAGGAACGGCAGAAGAUGCAGGAUGAGCUCGCUAGAAAGACCAAAGAGGUAGAAGACCAGCGCAAGAAGAUCGCACGGUUGGAAACAUUAUGCCGAGGCAUGCAAGCGCAGGGUCGCGGUCAGGUUCCCAUGAACGAGCUGGAAGAGGAUGAAGAGAUAACGGAGAGUGAGUACGAUUACGAAGACGAAGAUGAAGAGGGUAGCGCCGACUAUGACGACGACACUGAAGAGGAUGCCCUAGAGCCAGUGACUGAACGCCGACCGUUUGGCCCCGUGCCUCCACCCCCACCGCCGCCACAGGACCUCGCGAAUGCAAAGAUCAAUGGCCACAGGCAGGCAAAUGGACAAGUCAAUGGAGUAAAGCGCUUAUAGUCUGAUUGCUAGGUCGUCCCAAUCCUUCUCUGAGGAUCGCCGUAUCGUUGGGCCCGCGGCGAGCCAUGCUCUUCGAGAACUGUUUGCAGGCCGAGAUCUAUGGAGACGGAGGACCCUUUCCGCAUCUGGAGUGUUCGCUCGAAGAGUGUGUGCAUGAUACGUCCUUUUAAAUCUUCUAGGGAAGCCCCUGGAACGUUUCGAAAGGCUUGCUCGACUCGAGCGCGUGUAUAUUACUUCUGCAAGGCAAUGACAUCCGGCUAUUAUUAUUCGUCUGAUAUCCACUUUUGAAAAGUCUACCCUCUUGAUUCUUCAUGGUUGUACUAGACGUUAACGCCGUCCUGAUUCCAGCCUGGAAAGUAAGGCUGAUGUCAGGUGAUCCUAGUCGAGUCGACUUCGAACGAGAGCGAACCGAGGCUCGGUUUCUGUUCCCCACAUCUCAGUCGGA
This is a messenger RNA of Trematosphaeria pertusa, 1858 nucleotides long. RefSeq lists its product as uncharacterized. Gene Ontology annotation, molecular function: syntaxin binding. The coding region runs from base 1 to 1413 and encodes 470 amino acids. The record is from RefSeq and is a predicted model, not a curated record. The transcript has 4 exons. Lineage: Eukaryota; Fungi; Ascomycota; Dothideomycetes; Pleosporales; Trematosphaeriaceae.